CUUGAAAACCAGUAUAGCCUCUUUGAUUAUAGCAUUAAUAUAAAUGAUGUUAUACAAUUGACAAUCAUGUCUGAAACUGACUCAAUACAAAAAUCAACAUUGAAGGUUCCUGAGAAUUUAAAAGAUAAAUCUAUUCUGAGUUGUGCAUCUGACACUAAUUCUACAACAAAAGAAGAUAAUUUAGAGGAUAUAUCUGAGGAGAGCAAGUAUUUUAAACUGGGUGAUUAUGUUGAUAUACGAGAUUUUGAAUAUAGCGUGUGGUACAUGGGUAAAAUAGUGAAAAUAAAAAAAGAUGAUUCUUUUGAAAUUGAACCAACUUCCUCUGAUAAUCAAGAUGAACAUGACGGGCUUAUUUAUUUUGUAGAGGAUGCAGGAUCCCCUACUAAUCCGCCCACUAAAGCUAAAUUGAAAGAUAUAAGACCAUAUUCUACUGAUAAUCUGCCAUUUGAUCAAUUAAAAAUAAAUGAUAAAGUUCUUAUGAAUUUUAACACCGAAAUUCCUAAAGAACGUGGCUAUUGGUAUGAUGUACUAGUGAAACAGAUAAUAGUUAAUAGAAGAAAUCGUGAAGUAAUAGGAAAUGUUACUAUUGGAUCGAAUAGAGCCGUGUUGAACAAUUGUCAUUUAAAGUUUGUUGAUGAUAUUUUCAAAAUAAAACCAUACAAGUUAGUUGCAGAAAGGACUGCAGAAGAAGAUACUAUCAUGCAAACAAAGCCCUCUACAGAAAGAGCUACAGCUUUAAGUUGCACUAGAUGCAAAGACAACAUUAAUAAACUAUGUGUAUACUGCGCGUGUAGUGUUUGUGGUGGCAAGGAAGAUGAGAAUAAUCAGUUAUUGUGUGAUGAAUGCGAUGACAGUUUUCAUUUGGCCUGCCUUACACCACCCUUGGCAGAGGUUCCAGAUGUUGAAUAUUGGUAUUGCCCGAGAUGCAAAACUGAUGAUAACGAAAUUGUUAAAGCUGGUGGAAAAUUAAAGGCUUCAAAAAAAAAGACAUUAGCGUCAACGUCAAAACGUGAUUGGGGCAAGGGAAUGGCAUGUGUUGGUAGAACAAAGAAAUGUAACAUUGUUCCACCAAACCACUUUGGUCCCAUUCCCGGUGUUGAAGUUGGCACUACGUGGUUAUUCCGCGUUCAAGUAUCUGAAAGUGGUAUUCACCGUCCACCAGUUGGAGGAAUACACGGCCGUGAUAAUCAAGGAGCAUUUAGUAUUGUAUUAAGUGGUGGUUAUGAAGAUGACAUUGACAAUGGUGAUGAAUUCAUGUAUACUGGUUCAGGUGGAAGAGAUCUAUCUGGAAAUAAACGCACUGCUCUGCAGAGUUGUGACCAAGAAUUGACACGCUAUAACAGGGCUUUAGCUCUCAACUGUGAUGCAGAAAUCAAUAAUAAAGAAGGAGCAACAGCUAUGGAUUGGAAAAAAGGCAAACCAGUUAGAGUUGUGAGGAAUUAUAAACUUCGUAAGCAUUCUGAAUAUGCACCCGCAGUGGGAAAUCGCUAUGAUGGUCUUUACAAAGUUAUGAAAUAUUAUCCAGAGACUGGAAUAUCUGGAUUUAUUGUUUGGCGUUUUGUAUUGAAACGUGAUGAUCCUACACCAGCUCCUUGGACGGCAAAAGGCAAAAAGCGUAUUGCUCAAUUAGGUCUUGAAAUAAUUUAUCCUGAAAAUUAUGUACCUCCUACUGAGCUUGACAAUAUAAAAUCAGAUUUACCCGGCUUCAAAAGGAAAAAAACACUACAAGAUAUCGAUAACAAUGAGUCUAAUGAAAAUGUACCAAAAAAAAAAGAUGAAAAGAAAGUCAAAAUGCAUUAUAAACUGGAAAAUGAUGCUGAUGCAUUAAUUAAUGCUGAUUCUAGCAAUAAAAAAUAUUGGGAUGAUUGUAAAGAAUUGUUAAAAGAAGGCAAAAAAGCAUUUUUGGAUAGAGUUGAAGAAACUUUUAUGUGCAUAUGUUGUCAAGAUAUUGUCUUUGAGCCAAUUACAUUAGAAUGUGCUCACAACAUUUGUAGAGGAUGUUUAAAAAGAUCAUUUAGAUCUGAGGUGUACCAAUGCCCAGCAUGUAGAGCUGAAUUGGGAAAAACUUACUGUAUGAACAUGAAUAUUAAAUUGGCUAAUGCUCUUUUGUAUUUCUUCCCAGGGUAUAUUACUGGUCGUUAAUAAUUGGUAUCAAUUAACUUUUACAAACAACAUUUAUUAUUAAAAAUAGCAGAAUACAUUGCUUAAUAUAAUUCUUAUUAAUUUUUCCAGCAAGAUUGCUUCGGAUAAAACAGUAAUUUAUUUAAAUGUAUUUUGUAACUUAAAUUAUUCAUACAUUUAUUGAUGUUGAAUUGUACUUGGUGAUUAAGUAACUCUUUAAAAAAAAAAAAAAACAUUUUGUAUUCAUAAUUUUUCAGUUUUGG
This is a messenger RNA of Myzus persicae (green peach aphid), 2384 nucleotides long. Its product is annotated as E3 ubiquitin-protein ligase UHRF1-like. The transcript has 11 exons. The annotation marks the transcript as partial. NCBI's taxonomy places the organism in Eukaryota, Metazoa, Arthropoda, Insecta, Hemiptera, Aphididae. Gene Ontology annotation, biological process: negative regulation of gene expression via chromosomal CpG island methylation; protein ubiquitination. The record is from RefSeq and is a predicted model, not a curated record. Gene Ontology annotation, molecular function: metal ion binding; ubiquitin protein ligase activity.